This is a messenger RNA of Scylla paramamosain (green mud crab), 5885 nucleotides long. RefSeq names its product guanine nucleotide-binding protein subunit gamma-1-like. Bases 451 to 669 code for a protein of 72 amino acids. Gene Ontology annotation, molecular function: G-protein beta-subunit binding. Gene Ontology annotation, biological process: G protein-coupled receptor signaling pathway. Gene Ontology annotation, cellular component: heterotrimeric G-protein complex. The transcript has 4 exons. The record is from RefSeq and is a predicted model, not a curated record. NCBI's taxonomy places the organism in Eukaryota, Metazoa, Arthropoda, Malacostraca, Decapoda, Portunidae.
UGGUGUGAGUCUGGGCAGAACUCUCACUGGUGCUUACUUUCUAAUUUUCUAGGCACACACAUACAGGAAAUCACACACUGUCACCAUUCAUGUUUUCCCCAAUUAGUCUUUUACCUUCAGGGCCUCAGAUGCUGUGCUUGCCAUCCUCUUAAACUCCUGUGUGUGUGUUUCAUUUUACAGUCUCUGUGUGUAAGUGAUGUCUUGUCUUUCAUUUCCUUGAUUUGCAAACUUUGGACUCAUCUACUUAAAAAAAAAACAAAAAACAUUAUAUUCUACCAUUAAAUAUUGACACACACACACAGUACAAUAUUUUGCUCUUGAUUUCCUGGAUUUGCUGAUGCUGCAGGACUCUCAUCUACUGAAAACAACAUUGGAUAUACACUACUAUUAAAUAUUUACUUUUUCAUACACACACACACACACACUCUCUCAUUACUCUGAGCCGUCAUCAUGCUGUACAGUCGACAAAUGUCGAGUCACCAACAGCUGCGAGUGCUAGUAGAGCAGCUGCAGAGAGAGGCUAACAUAGACCGCAUGAAAACCUCGGACGCAAUCAACCACCUGAAGAGGUACAUCUCAGAGCACGAGGCUGAGGACUGCCUUCUCAUCGGCUUCGCCUCUCAGAAGGCAAAUCCAUUCAGGGAGAAGAGCUCCUGCACCGUCCUGUAAUGAAUAUGUGAGGGAACACCAGAAGGAUGACUAUCUCUGCCACCCUGCCAGAAACCCCCGGGCCAACCCAUUCCGUGAGAAGACCCUUUGCCAGAUUAUUUAACCCCUCGUGCUGUCUUUAGUUCAUUGCCGUGCCGCCUUCGCUGUAUAUGUUGUAGUGUUUCUAGCGGUCAGGAGGUUUUUACGAGUCUUUAGUUUGUGUAGAAGAUUCUGUUUAAGUACAGAGGGAAUGAUUUUUUUGUCAUGAAAGAGAUUUUUUUUCUGUGUGUGUGUGUGGAUGGGUGGGUGGUGAGGACUCCACUUACAGUGGGAAUAAUUUAUGCUCGACUUAUUUUAUUGCUGAAUGUCUGUUGUGUUGUGCUGUGUUUUCUGCAUCACAACAUUUUAAGGAGUCUUGUUUCUUUUAGUUUGAGUGAUUGAGUGUCAUUUCCCUUUCAGCAAUGAUGGAGUGGCUUAUGCAGGAGUUAUUUUAUCGAUGAAUGUCUGUCGUGCUUUAUGCGUCACAAAAUUUUUAAGAGUCUUCAUUUAGUUUGCAUGAGUGAGUGAGUGAGGAUUCCCUUUCAGCACCAAGGGAAUGACUAAUACUGGAGGUUUUUUAUGGAUGAAUGUGUGUUAAUGUUUUCUGAGUCACAUCUUGAGGUUUGCUGUGUGAGGAGUGAUUGCCAGUGAGUGAAGAAGAGUCUGUUGUGUUUUCCAAGUCACGCAUCAAGGUAUUCUAUGUGAGUAUUGAAAAAGUUUGUGUGGUUGUAAAUAAUUUUGUCCUUUAUGUUUUGAAGGUCACAUAAAUACUUAUAGUGAUUGUAUUAUAAGGUUCAUGUCACAAUUACCAUGUAUGCUCCUUCAGUCAGGAACACAGGCUUAAGUAUCUUGUGGUUGCUAUGUGUUGAAGGUUUAAUGCAGCCUAUUAUAUGUGUAUGUGUGACGUCUUUGUGGGCAAGGAAUGCUGGUUGAGAAUUAAAAGAAGAGGUGAUAAUUAUUGCAUUUGCUUAUCAAACACUUUCUUCCUAUUUUGCUCUGUUCUUUUAAGCUUUCCUUCUUACUUAUCUCCUUGUUCCUUACUUGCUUUUCCUUUUUAUUAUUUUAAGUUUAUUUUCAUAUUUCUCUCUGUCUCCUGCUUUUUUUUCCUCUCUCUCUCUCUCUCUCUCUCUCUCUCUCUCUCUCUCUCUCUCUCUCUCUCUCUCUCUCUCUCUCUCUUUCAAGCUGAUUUUCACAUUUCUCUCCUCAUUCUCUACUUUAUUUUCUCCUCUCUCUGUCCUUCUCUAUCCUCUUUAACUAAUUUCCACAUUUUCUCUUCAUCCUUUACUUUCUUUUCCUCUUUCUUUUCCCUAGACUCUUUUAUGAAGUCUGUAUUUUUUUUUUUUUUUUGUCUAGAAAUGAAGGUUAAGACUGAAGGAACGGAUAAUCUGCCUUGAUGUAUUUUAUUAUUAAGUGUUUCUUCAUACAUAUACAUAUUUGCACUCUCCUUUUUUCUUUCUUUGUAAACAUGUUUGUGCUUGCUUUUUCCUUGCUUUAUUUAUUGAGCCUAAGGAUUCACUAGCGACCUGUCAGUUGAGCAGCUUUAUACUGGUUAUGUGACGAAAGUUUGUUCUAUAUUUUUCAUAGUCUAUUUAAAACACUCUCACUCUCUUUCUCUCUCUGUAUUUCUUAUCUUUUGUGAUGGAGGGUUUGUUUUCUUCAUCUUCUGUUGUCUAUUUAAAACAUUCUCUCUCUCUUUGUUCUUCUUGAUCUGUUUUAUCGAGUCCUUUACAGAUUUGUUGUGGAAUGACUGAUAUGGGGAUAAAAGUUUGCUGCUCUGUUUAUCUUUUUCACUUUCUCCUUGUUGUUCUUUAUCUGCUUUUAUUGAGUCAUUGAAGAUUCACGAGCACCUUGUCAAUUGCUAGGUUUGGAAUGACUGGUCUUCUAUUUAUUCAUAUUUUUUGAGAUAUUUUAAUGUUUUUUUCUCCUCAGUUGUAAUCUCAUAAUAUCACAAGUUCUUAGUGAUUUAUUAGCAGCAUUUCACUGGGUUUGGAAUGACUUUUGUAAACAUCCUCACUUCUUUUCUCCUUACUUGUAAUCUCUUAUUAUUGUCCUUAUUAGCUCUAGCCUGUCUUUCUCUGUGUGUGGAAUGGCUGGUCUUGGGGUGAAGGCUUGCUGCAUCCUUCAAGGCUACACUGUUACCAAAACACUCACGCACAAACAAAUCUCUUGACGAACACUAGCCGAGAUCUCCAGCAAGGCACCACUACUAUUACUACUAUUAUUACCAGUGUUGGUGUUGGGAAGGUUCUGGUUCCAAGGAAUUAACUGUAAGCUCAAGGUUAGGAUAUCUGUUGUGGUUUAAAUUUGAUAAUAUAAAAACAGAUUGUUGUCACCCUCAUUAAUAUUACAGCUCUAUAUAUAGUUUUGAACUUGUUGAAUGUAGCAGGAGCAUACAGAAUAUAUUAUAUGAAUAAAGAUAUAUAUAUAUACUUAUAUAUAUACACACACGCGCGCCUAUUUAACGUUACUUGUACGGUUGUGGUCGGAAGUCUAGUAACCUGCUGCUCUUAUUUCCAGUGUGUUUAGUGGCUUUCCCUCAAUCUUGAUCCUUUCACUGCUAAUGACACAUCUUUCAUCAACCACAAGCCACUCUGACAGUUCCCUUAUGUACAUCAGCCUUAUCUAAAUAUUAUACUCGCUUAACAAUGGGAAAAUCAACUUUUAAUCCCUCAUCUUUCUUCUUAUGGUGGUUGAAGAGAUUUUGUUGCAUAGUCUUCCUUCUCCCAUAUUUCCUCUCCUUUGAUUAAGAAGGAAACACUAAGCACACUGGCAGUUACUGUGGCAUAUUGGACUGAUGACUGUGGCUAUACCUUAGAUAUUGUAGUUAUUUCUAAUCCCAUGGCAGUGAAGGACAUUCUUUGGUGUCUCUUAGUGGAGGUGAGGCAGACUGGCUAUACUGAGCUGUUGUUUGUACCUGGGGAAUUAGUUGUUGUGUUAUAUUUGUUUAUCUUGGUGGAUUUUAUUGAGAUAUUUUGAGGUGAAUAAAUAGGGAUUUACUGGUGUCUGUUGAGUUGAAAUUGUAAGGUUUUAUUGAGGUGCAUACAUUGAGCUAAAUUGAUGUUUUACUGAGUCUUUUUUUAAGUGAACUGAUAAGAAUCCACUGGGGUUUGUUAAGCUGAAAUUACAAGGUUUUACCGAGUUAUUGUGAAUUGAUCAAGUUUUCUGAUUUUUGGAGAUGAAAUGCUGAAAUAUGUUGAGUUGAAGUGCUAAGGUGCUACUGAGGUAUGUUGCAGUGAUAAAGGUUUUCAUAUUUGAAGCUCAAAUAACGAAGUUCUUCUGAAGUGUACUGAGCUGAAAUGAUAAGUUUUUGUUUUGUAUUUUGACCUGAACUGAUAGAAGAUUCAAUAUUACUCCAUACUUAUUACCAUCUUCAACCAUCUUCCAUAAAAGCAUGAUGUAGUUCUAUUACACAUAAGAUCAUAAGAAAAUCGAGACUGCAAAAAGACAACUUGAUCCACAGAAGGCAGCUCAUGACAUUAACUUUCAGAUAACACCAAUGAUAUUGUAAUAAUAGCAAUAGCAGCACUAAGACUAGUAAUAGCAAUAGAUGACAUGCAUAUCUAUGACUACAAUAUACAACUUCAUAUCAAACAAGUAUUAUUGCCUCUUAACUGAUGUCAUUCUUCUUUAUAGUAAUGCUAGAAUGUCUGUUAAUCUUCUUUUGCUGUUUGCCUAGUCAUGUACAAGUCUCUCAAUAUAUAACUAUAUAUCAAACAAGUACUGUUGCCACUUAAGUUAUGUCAGUUUUCUCUGUGGUAAUGUUGAAAUACCUGCCUGGCUUGCCCACAGUGAGCAGACACCAUUGGAUGUCUUUCUCUACCCAAUCUGAGGGGCUUAUAAUUAUAGUACAGGUGAACUGCAAUUUACAAGCGAGUUACGUUGUUUAGAAAUUUUGUAAAACUGAAGAAUCGUAAACUAGAAUCAUACUUAGCUUUGGAAUUUCUUCACUCACUGCAUAUUUAACCCCUCCACUCCAGUAUAAAUAUCUUCCUAUGUCCACCUACAACAUUUUGGACACAUGUGUUACAGUCUCUAGUAGUUUUGCAGCCUAAAAAUGACAAAAUUAAUCCCAUUACUCUUUUCUUUCUGUAUCCAUGCAUUAUUUUACAGUGCUUUCAAUGUCACAGUCUCUUUUGAGUAUGUUUCUAGAUUUCCAAAUGCAAAUUAUGCAUAAUACUCACAGUAUUUUAUAACCUCAAAAAAAUUCACGAAUCAAACUUCUGUAAAUUGUGAUUUGUCUGUAUGUAGUAUUUAAUUGCUCUCCUCAGCACUCUUGUUUGUCACUCCCGGCUGCAUCUCUCGUUGCCAGCACGUCUGUUCACUCCGUCACUUGGGUUCCCAGCAGAGCCGCUCGGAGGUGGCCUCGUCCCUCCGCCUCUCCAGUACUUACUUUUAUUUAUUAACGUUGUCUUCCAAUUUAAGUAUUCGAGAUGUACGGAAGUUUCUGUUCCUGAGUUUUAAAGGGACUGUCUGUAACUAAUGCUUGUGUUUGGUGUUCAUGGUAUGCGUAUUAUUGAGUUUGAGGCAGCUCAUGUAACAUCAUUGAGAUGUGAAGUAUUUGAAAGUUUUUUUACACACACACACACACACACACACACACUGGAAUUACAUUUCAUAGCAGCUUAGUCAAAACAUAUUAGAUGAAUUCGUGUAGUUGUAUUUGUGGUUCUUCCUAAUUUCUGCUGCAUAAAAAGACAAAAUUAACAUUAUUUUCUCUUUUCUCUGUGUUUGUGGAAGGAAUUUUUACAGUGCUAGGAAGGUUAGUGAAGGAUGACCAUAUUAGUGAAAGGGUUGAGGCUUUUUUGGGUUUCAUUCCUGACUUAACACAGCACCAUGUGACUGACAUCUGCUGCUUUCUUGGCCUUUACUAAUUAAGAAUUAAGUGUGUGUGUUUGUGUGUGUGAAGAACUUCUAUUUUGGUAUUGUGAAUGGAAUCAUGGGAAAUACUGCUUAAAACCAGACAUGAUACAGAUUACUGGAAAUAUGGUUAAUCAAAUAUUGUAGGUAGCAUAUCGGAAUUAUGCACAUUACACCAGGUCACAUGAGAUAUUACUAUUAUAUGUAUGUUAAACUUGUUUGUUAGGAAAGUUGGGUUCUCUGGAGACUAAUCUUGUGUAGCAUGAGUUCUUGUUAUUAGUACAGCAGCUGUAAUACUCCUGCAGUGGUGUACAUCAGUGUCAAUAAAAAGUCGCUGGUUA